AACAUUGAGGUUCUAGCAACUGGUCGAACAUGUCAACUAUUAGUAGCAUUGGAGAUACAAGAUCAAGGUCUAUUUUCAAUCACGUCUCACCUAGGGAUUGAGCGGUCAAGAAGAGAGAGAGAUCAAAAACUGAGACAGGAAUCGAACGACAGGAGCCAAAGCACCGGUGCAAUAGAAGAUGAUGCCUCAAACGAAGUGCGUGUACGGAUUCGAGAAAAGGAGGGAUCUGUCACACUCAAAUACCCGAUGUUGACAAAAUGCAACUAUGCAGCUUGGGUGAUUAAGAUGGAGGUAUUUAUGAUGGCACAAGGUGUUUGGGAGGCAAUUGAAUCACCCGAAACAAUAGAUAACCGCAAAGAUAAGAUGGUUUUAGCAGCUAUUUAUCAAAGUAUUGGAGAAGAUACGUUGCUACAGUUGGGUGCCAAGAAAACAACCAAAGAAGCCUGGAUCAUGUUGAAAAAUAUGAAUCUAGGUGCGGAAAGAGUGAAAGAAGUUAGAACGCAGACUCUCUGGCGGGAGUUUGAAGUGUUGAGGAGGAUAGGUGAUUCAGAAAGUAUUGAUGAGUAUUUUGGAAAACUCGUCAUUAUUGUCAACAAAUUGAGAGGCCUCGGCAACGCUGUGGAUGAUGUCCAAGUAGUUAAGAUUAUUGUCAACAAAUUGAGAGGCCUCGGCAACGCUGUGGAUGAUGUCCAAGUAGUUAAGAAACUUCUACGAUCCACCUCUACAGAGGUUCUUCAAAUCACUUCAACGAUUGAGGAGUUCAUUGAUCUCAAAACGAAAUCCAUUGAUGAGAUUAUUGGAUCACUCAAGGAAAAUGAAGAAAGGUUGCAAGGGUUUGGAGAAAAAGAUGAAACUGUUUUCUUCACUCGUGCAGAAUGA
Messenger RNA from Cucurbita moschata (crookneck pumpkin), 879 nucleotides. RefSeq lists its product as uncharacterized. Bases 247 to 879 code for a protein of 210 amino acids. Lineage: Eukaryota; Viridiplantae; Streptophyta; Magnoliopsida; Cucurbitales; Cucurbitaceae. The transcript has 2 exons. The record is from RefSeq and is a predicted model, not a curated record.